Thalassophryne amazonica is the source of this 3110-nucleotide messenger RNA. RefSeq names its product G protein-coupled receptor kinase 5-like. NCBI's taxonomy places the organism in Eukaryota, Metazoa, Chordata, Actinopteri, Batrachoidiformes, Batrachoididae. Gene Ontology annotation, molecular function: G protein-coupled receptor kinase activity; ATP binding. Gene Ontology annotation, cellular component: cytoplasm. The record is from RefSeq and is a predicted model, not a curated record. Gene Ontology annotation, biological process: signal transduction; regulation of signal transduction; protein phosphorylation.
UUGGUCAUGUGUGUGUGGGAAUGUUUGGUUUGUCCCAGUCGCUGCACAGCUGCUGGAUGCACAACACAUCUGACAAACACGUAAAAAGCAGGUGGUUAGAAGACACACUCCAGCAUGGACAUUGAAAACAUGGUGGCAAACAGCGCCCUGGUUCAGGCGAGGGAAGGGGGAGGCAGCAAAGGCAGGAGCUGGAAGUGGAAAGAAAUGCUUCGCUUCCCUCAUAUCACCCAGUGUGUGGACCUGGCUAUGAGCAUUGAACAAGACUACUACAGUCUGUGUGUGAGGCAGCCUAUCGGCAAGAAGCUGUUUGGGCUCUUCUGCAGGAGUCAACCCAACCUGCUGAACCACAUAUCGCUCUUGGACAGCCUGGAGAACUUUGAGAUGAAGUCAGAUGAGGAGAGGAAGGAUUUUGGCCUCACCAUCAUUCACAGGUUUCUCAGCAGUCAGUCCACGCAGUGCGUUCCAGAGGUGCAGUGGCAUGAACAGAGCUGCACCGACAGUCUAGAGUUUGAUCCCUGCGGGGACGUCUUCCAAGUUUGCAGGCAGGACCUGCACCAAUACUUGAGCAGAGAGCCUUUCAUCCAGUACCAGGACAGCAUGUUUUUUGAUCGCUUUCUACAAUGGAAGAUGCUGGAGAGACAGCCCAUCACCAAGCACAUAUUUAGACAGUACCGGCUACUGGGAAAAGGUGGUUUUGGAGAGGUGUGGGCGUGUCAGGUGCGAGCUACAGGAAAGCUGUACGCCUGCAAAAAGCUGGAGAAGACCCACGUAAAAAGGAAAGGAGAAUCUAUGGCUCUCAAUGAGAAGGAGAUACUGGAGGAGGUGACAGCAGAUUGUGGUGGGAUUUUUACUGGUUACGUCUUUGUGAACCUGGCUUAUGCUUAUGAGACAAAGCAUUCGCUUUGCUUGGUUCUGACCAUGAUGAGUGGUGGCGACCUGAGGUUUCACAUUUAUAACAUCGGUCCACCGGGUCUGGAUCGUGACAGGGUGCGUUUCUACGCUGCAGAGGUCAGCUGUGGUUUGAAGCACCUCCACCAGAAGUCAAUAGUGUACAGGGACAUGAAACCAGAAAACAUUCUCAUGGAUGACAAUGGACACAUCCGGAUCUCAGACCUGGGCCUGGCCGUCAGGUUGUCUGAGGGGACUCUGGUCCGAGGCAGGGUGGGCACGCUGGGAUAUAUGGCUCCUGAGGUGAUUGGCCACGAGCAUUACGGGAUAAACGUAGACUGGUGGGGCCUCGGCUGUCUCAUAUAUGAAAUGACAGCAGGACAGCACCCGUUCCGCACGCAUGGUGAGCGUCCAAAAAAAUGGGAGAUGGAGAGAAGAAUUCAGUUUGGACAGGAGGAAUACAGCAUAACGUUCAGCCCAGAUGUCAAAGACCUCUGCUCUCAGCUGCUGACCAAGAACCCAAAACACCGGCUGGGCUGCCAGGGCUCAGGGUGGGUAGAAGUCCAGUCUCAUCCUUUCUUCCAGUCCAUCAACUUCAGGAUGCUGGAGACAGGACUUGUUGAGCCCCCUUUUAAACCUGAUCCCAGAUUGGUGUACUGCAAUGAUGUACAGGAUCUUGACGAGUUUUGUGCUGUGAAAGGAGUCACUCUGGAUGAAACAGACACUGAAUUCUACACCAAGUUCAGCACGGGCAGCGUUCCCAUCACCUGGCAGAACGAGCUAAUUGAGACAGGAUGUUUCAAGGAGCUGAAUGUCUUUGGUCCUGGGGGGUCUCGCACUCCAGACCUGAAGGGCACCCAGAUGCCCGACAGCCUCAGACGUGGUCUGCUGCACCGCAUCUUCCGCAAACAUCAUCCUAAUGAAUCACAAGAUCCAGGCAGGCAGAGCAUAAUGUCCAGCGAUGCCGACAUGAAGUCCAGCUUACUCAGCUCCUCGUGUUAAGGACUGCUGCUGGUCAACAUUCUACACGCCAUCAACUGCACUCAUGACAUUCAAAAGAAGCACAUCUGCUCUCCAGUCACAGCAUAGCAUUUUAAUAAACGCUUGUAUUUUUUGUCUUUUCACUUCUUUCCCUGUACUAGGGACUUCUUCACCCUACUAUCAGGUUGGCACAAGAAGAGUGAAAAACAAAAUAUUUAUGUCAAAGACAUGUUGCACCAUUUUCACUAAAAUGGCUGAGCCUUAAAAUGUGCAUUUUCAUAUCAAAUGCAUAAAUCAUUGAGGUCUAUAUUCCAUUAGUGAAUACAGCUUUGUAGCAUUUUUAUUUUUUAACUCAAAGUAUAAAAUACAGAAAAGUUAGUUAAAAAAAAAAAAAAGAAAAUGAAAAAGUUGGUUUGAUUGGCCAUAAAGGCAGAAUAUUUUAUAUAUAUAUAUAUAAUCUUAUUAAAGUAUGCUUAACACUCCAACACAAAAUCUUACAAAGUAUGUGUCUAAUUUCUAGCCAAAGCAUGUCAUUAUACUUAAUACGAUACGAUAUGAUACAUUAAAGUAAGAUAAAGUGUAAGACAAAAUUACAUGAAUAAAAUUUCUGGAACAAAGAUUUGUUUUUAGAGGGUACAUCUUAAAAACAAUUACAAAUCUUAAGUAAAACUCUUGUUUUGAGUCAUAUCUGAGAUAAGAGUUUUUAACUCACUGAAGCUGUUAUGAAAAAGUUGUAAUACUUCAUAAUACUAGUAAAAAUCAAGCGCAAAAGGAGUUUUCUCAGCUAAUUUCAAGACAUCUUAAAGUAAAAUUUGCUUGUUUUAUGGGCAGAUAGUUUUGUUACAAGUUAUGAAUACACCUUAAAACAAAAGCAAAAAAAAACAAAAAUUUAAGAUGUAUUUAUCUAAAAACAAGUCCUGAUAUCUUACUGAAAUUUCACUUGUGAAGUGACUGUGUCUAAUGUUAAUCAGAAUUAGGUAUUUUGACUACAAACUAGACAAAUAUAUUUGGGAAGAUUUUCUGUUUCAUUAAUUAUGGAUGACUUCAAGGUAUAGUACGGACUUUACAGCACCAAAGUCUUUUGUUUCAUGUGUUCACAAACGUGAUGGGAAUCUGCUCCUGGCACACAGCAAAACACCAAUGCAGUCUUUUCUAUGUCCUCAAAGUAAAAUUAAAAUAAACCUGCCAUUGUAGGUGGACUGUUUUAUCCAUUUAUCAAAUCAUGAUUUUGCUCCGUGUAU